AUGCUACAGGCUCGUGUGCCGUUUGGCGGCCUCCAACGGUCCUGCAAGUGCCUCACAACGCUCGCAUACCGGCCGUUUUCCAGCACUCCCCUCAGAAGACAAGAGACAGCCGCAGACUCAACCUCCCUGGACGAUGACCUUUCCCUAGCUCCGCCUCCAGUCCGUGAUAAGGGAGCCAUCCAGCUACGAUCAUACACACCACGUACACCCGGUCUCAGACAUUUGCGGAGGCCAAUAAAUGACCAUCUAUGGAAAGGCAGGCCGGUCAAGGAGCUUACUUUCCCCAAGAAGGGCCACGGAAAAGGUGGACGAAAUUAUACCGGAAGAGUGACCGUUCGUCAUCGUGGAGGUGGCCAUAAGCGAAGAAUACGUGUUGUUGACUUUGAGCGAAACGAGCCAGGCCCUCAUACCGUGGAGAGAAUCGAGCAUGACCCCGGCCGGACAGCGCACAUUGCCUUGCUGAAGUCUAAGCUUACGAAGAAGUUGAGCUACAUUCUUGCGCCGGAGGGGAUGAGGGAAGGUGAUGUCGUGCAGAGUUAUCGUCCCGGUAUCCCGGAUGACCUGUGGGAGGCUAUGGGCGGUAGUAUCGACCCUGGUGUGCUAGCGGCCAAGACUGCUCGACGAGGGAACUGUCUACCUCUACACAUGGUUCCUGUGGGUUCAAUGAUUUUCAACAUUGGCCUACACAAGGGGAAAGGUGGUCAGCUUUGCCGCGGUGCUGGGACAUACGGUAUUCUAAUGACCAAGGCUGGCGAAGCACCUCCACCAUGGGAACAAGUCAAGGCCAAGGAGGAAGAUGCAAAGGCCGACGGCAAAGAGACCAAAGCUGAAGAAUCUACAAGCGAAGAAGCCAAGGAUGCUAAGCUUGACGCCGAAGUGGAAGCCGAGAUCAAGAGCGAUGCCGAUGCUGCUGGUGAGAAGACCGUCAUGUCCGAGCUGGAAUGGAAGAGGCUCAAGAAGAUGUCUGAGCACGUUGCCGUCCGCCUACAGAGUGGUGAAGUCCGUCUGAUCCAUAAGGAGUGCUGUGCCACCAUUGGAGUUGCCAGCAACGUCAACAAGAAGUAUGCUCAGCUCGGUAAGGCCGGUCGAAAGCGCUGGCUCAACAUCCGUCCCACCGUCCGUGGUGUGGCCAUGAAUGCAAAGGACCAUCCCCACGGUGGUGGUAGAGGAAAGUCCAAGGGUGGUGUUCAUCCCAAGAGUCCAUGGGGUCUACCGGCCAAAUCCGGAUACAAGACAAGAAUCAAAGCGAAUAUCAACAGAGAUGUCAUUACCCCGAGAGUCCGCAACCAAGGCAAACGCCGCAGAGGAUACAAUUAA
Nannizzia gypsea CBS 118893 is the source of this 1317-nucleotide messenger RNA. RefSeq names its product mitochondrial 54S ribosomal protein RML2. Gene Ontology annotation, cellular component: ribosome. The transcript is spliced from 2 exons. Bases 1 to 1317 code for a protein of 438 amino acids. The record is from RefSeq and is a predicted model, not a curated record. Gene Ontology annotation, molecular function: structural constituent of ribosome; RNA binding. NCBI's taxonomy places the organism in Eukaryota, Fungi, Ascomycota, Eurotiomycetes, Onygenales, Arthrodermataceae. Gene Ontology annotation, biological process: cytoplasmic translation.